Mytilinidion resinicola is the source of this 1334-nucleotide messenger RNA. Its product is annotated as Swi3-domain-containing protein. Lineage: Eukaryota; Fungi; Ascomycota; Dothideomycetes; Mytilinidiales; Mytilinidiaceae. Bases 70 to 1005 code for a protein of 311 amino acids. The record is from RefSeq and is a predicted model, not a curated record. Gene Ontology annotation, cellular component: nucleus; replication fork protection complex. The transcript is spliced from 2 exons. Gene Ontology annotation, molecular function: DNA binding. Gene Ontology annotation, biological process: DNA damage response; replication fork processing; DNA replication checkpoint signaling.
UAACGCACGAAGUCCUCACCAAGAAAUACCCCUCAACGCAUUUAGAGACCAAUUGAACGAGCCGCAAAGAUGGCUCCACAGAGCCCGCCUGCAGAUGAUUUCGACGACUUGUUUCUCGAUGAUCCUGCUAUGGAGGCAGCGUUUCGGGAACUCGAUGCGAACACUGCAGCCCAAACUUCGCGAAGAGAUACAACGAGCAAAAGGAACGCAGUAUCUGCGGAUGCAGCGAUUGAUGAAGAGAUUAAGAUUGUCAAGAAGAGACAGCCAAUUCCGAAAUUGGACGCUCCACUACUGCUUUCCCCAGCAGGCAUACCGAAACUAAGGAGGAUAUCCAAGGAUCGCCUGAAGUUCAAGGGAAAAGGCCAUGAGUAUUCAGAUGUUGCUCGCCUUCUCAACACGUAUCAACUUUGGCUGGACGAUCUCUAUCCUCGCGCGAAAUUCGCCGACGCUCUCACGAUGAUUGAGAAGCUUGGGCAUUCAAAGCAAUUGCAAAUGAUGAGGAAAGUUUGGAUAGAGGAGGGGAAGCCUAAGACCGCUGUUGAGUCAGAGGAAGAUAUGGACGGCGAUUUACCAAGGAAUCAAUCAUCGAACCAAGUCCUACCGGAGGCGCACUCAUCAGUGGUGGUGCCGAGAGACCAAGAUUCAAGAAGUGAGAGGGCCGCAGUCUCAUCUGAAAGACAAGCGACCGUAGAAAGGGACGAUGUACCCGAUCAGGACGAGCUGGACGCUCUGCUCGCGGAGGAGGAAGCCUUGAUCAUGAAAGCCGAAUCCAUGAUGAAGCCUGCUCCUAGGGUUCCUGCCCGACCCGCAAGACCUGCAGCCCCCCUAGAUGACGACCUUGACGCUCUGCUCGCGGAAGAGGACGCCAUGAUGAUAGAAGCUGCCUCGGCAGGGAAGACUGCUUCGGUGAUGCCUUCGAGACCUCCAAAGCAUUCAGCACCACGGGAAGACGAGUUUGCCGACGAGUUUGCGAAUGACUUGGACGCUAUGGGGGACAUGUGGUAGCCUUUGCGAGGGAGGGCUUGGCAGAACAUGGAAUUGGCAUAGCAUGGCACUGGCAUACGGAGGGCGGAGUUCUGGGUCCUGUAAACAACAGACGAUUAUGAUUAAUGUCCCAAGCAGCGAUUAUAUAUAUCAGAGUCGUCAUUGCAAACUAUCUCGCUCUCUUAUAAGCCUCUUUUUCCGUUCUUUACCUGUGUUUUGUAUGUCUUCUCCCAUGAGUUCCCUUUCAAGUGGGUGUUUCCAUGUCCCGAUAAAGACUAAAGAGCAGACAGAGAAAGACCAUGCAUGUCCAUAAGCCUUGCUGUAGACUACCCCUUGUAACGAUGUAAGAG